Molecule: messenger RNA, 1436 nt
Organism: Ostrinia furnacalis (Asian corn borer)
Lineage: Eukaryota; Metazoa; Arthropoda; Insecta; Lepidoptera; Crambidae
Product: protein transport protein Sec61 subunit alpha-like
Exons: 9
Coding region: 165-1436 (423 amino acids)
Biological process (GO): protein transport
Cellular component (GO): membrane
Source: RefSeq, a predicted model, not a curated record
UCGUGUUUACAGUCAAAUUUCUGGAAGUAAUAAAGCCGUUUUGCAGUAUAUUGCCAGAAAUCGCAAAACCAGAACGGAAGAUCCAAUUCCGAGAGAAAGUAUUAUGGACAGCAAUCACAUUAUUUAUUUUCUUAGUAUGCUGCCAGAUUCCCUUAUUCGGUAUAAUGUCAUCAGACAGUGCGGAUCCUUUCUACUGGAUCCGUGUCAUCUUAGCUUCGAACAGAGGAACACUUAUGGAACUCGGUAUCUCGCCAAUCGUCACAUCUGGUCUCAUCAUGCAGCUUUUAGCUGGUGCGAAGAUCAUUGAAGUUGGUGACACUCCAAAAGACAGAGCGUUGUUUAACGGCGCUCAGAAAUUAUUUGGUAUGGUAAUCACUGUGGGUCAAGCCAUCGUAUACGUAAUGACUGGCAUGUACGGUGAGCCCAGCGAAAUCGGAGCUGGUGUCUGUCUGCUUAUCAUCAUCCAACUGUUUGUUGCUGGUCUCAUUGUGUUGCUGCUCGACGAGCUGUUGCAAAAAGGAUAUGGUCUCGGAUCUGGUAUCUCACUGUUCAUUGCGACAAACAUUUGUGAAACUAUUGUCUGGAAAGCAUUCUCUCCUGCUACUGUUAAUACUGGCCGCGGCACAGAGUUCGAGGGCGCCGUGAUCGCACUAUUCCACUUGCUAGCCACGCGGCCCGACAAGGUGCGCGCGCUACGCGAGGCCUUCUACCGCCAGAACCUGCCCAACCUCAUGAACUUGCUCGCCACUGUACUCGUCUUCGCGAUAGUCAUAUACUUCCAGGGCUUCCGCGUGGACCUGCCCAUCAAGUCGGCGCGCUACCGCGGCCAGUAUUCGUCGUACCCCAUCAAGCUGUUCUACACCUCCAACAUCCCCAUCAUUCUUCAGUCUGCGCUAGUUUCUAACCUCUACGUCAUUUCGCAAAUGUUAGCCGUCAAAUUCAGCGGCAACUUCCUAGUGAACAUGUUGGGCGUGUGGGCCGACGUCGGCGGCGGCGGCCCUGCACGUGCCUACCCAGUAGGCGGCCUGUGCUACUACUUCAGCCCGCCGGAGUCGCUUGCCCACAUUGCCCACGACCCGUUACAUGCUGUUCUGUACAUCUUCUUCAUGCUGGGCUCCUGCGCCUUCUUCUCCAAGACCUGGAUCGAUGUGUCAGGGUCUUCUGCCAAGGAUGUCGCGAAACAGCUGAAAGAGCAACAGAUGGUAAUGCGCGGCCACCGCGACAACUCCAUGAUCCACGAGUUGAACCGCUACAUCCCGACGGCUGCGGCCUUCGGAGGGCUCUGCAUCGGAGCCCUAUCAGUCUUAGCCGAUUUCCUCGGCGCCAUCGGCUCCGGAACCGGAAUCCUGCUCGCCGUCACCAUCAUCUACCAGUACUUCGAGAUAUUCGUCAAGGAACAGGCCGAGAUGGGAGGCAUGAGCACGCUGUUGUUCUAA